UCUUGUUCUAACUCCUCUUAUACCUUACUUCUGUCUGAAAAAUUACAAAAUAGACCCAGUUACUAUUAUUCAAAUCCCACUCCAUUACCUCGACCGGUCUCCCUUCCUGAGAAGAAGACCGUGUCUCCACUCUGUAUUGUGAAUCUUCCCUGACCGUUCAGCCAGUGUUCCAACAGCCCGAGGACACUCACUCUGCAUCCCUUCAUCUCAGAUGUUAUCACAUUUAGCUUCCCCGUGAUGAGUCUCUUCUGACAUUCCAUGUGGCAAUGAUCUACUCCUUAUGUAGGUGAAUACCCCUCUUUUUCACACUAGGACCGUCGGGAGGAAGGUGUCCAGUACUUGGGUUUAACCCACCUCCGUCAUCACCUGAUUGACUAGAUGUACUUGGAGAAGCAUAAACCUCUUCCGCAGUGGCAUUUGACACAUCUUCAGGCACGCGGGUCUUACCUUCCAAUGUGAUAUCUGGCAAUGUAAGGCUUGAAAUCAUGAUAACAAUCUCGACUAUAUAGUGCGGUAGGUCGUCAGCAUCUUUCCGCACCAGGGUUGAGAUCCCUGAACUUUCAUGACAGUGGAACAAAAUUAAAGGAAUUUAGUGAAAGUGAAUUUAGUAAAAGUGAAAGUCAAACAGGAAAGAUCCGGAUAUUGAAGCGUAUGACUCUUUUUUUACAAAUGUAAUUCUGAAGAGGCAAAUUUACAUUAUUUUGUCUUCCUCAUUUUUCCCGAGAUAAACUUGUCUUUUAUGUACUUAAAGAAAACAGAGAUAAUUUUCUGAAACAGUGAGUUCUGAAUAUGUUAUAGCUUUUUUUAAUGCAUUUAGAGAAGGUCAUUUGCUUAGCUGAUUAAUAGGUGUUGUAAGGUAGUGAACAUAUAUAAAAAAAAAUUUUCCUCGAAGUCAAAAAUGCAGUAAAUGUUACGUACAGUGCAUCCCCGUUUUUAAAUAAAAAACACUGAAGAAUUUGAAGUUUUCACGUAGAAACAAAGUGCUUCGCUCUCUAUUGAUUAGAGGUAAUUUCUUCGCACACAACCACUGACAGUUCCAAUAUGUGAACCUCACACUCCUCUAAAUCUAUAAACACUGUAGAUAUACUAUUUCUUUGUUUACAUUUAUUCACAGUGUUAAUAAUAAGUAAUUAAUUUAAGAGAUUGUUCGUUAAGCAGAAUAGAGAUAUCUUAUAAGUAGUUCAAAGUUCUGCUCAAUGUAUCAAUGCUCUCAUCAAUUUCAAGUCCCCCAACAUCUCUAUUUCAUUUUACAAGUUUUCUGUUGACAUUGAGAUAAAUAUUUCACUGAAGAUGAUCAACAUACUUAUCAACUUUUGAAGACUAAAAAGAACUUCAAGCAGAUGUCAAAUUGUUUCUAUAGCUUUUGGUUGAAUGAAUUUGGAAUAUUUCCUUGGAAUUGAAAUGGUUUACUAUAAUAUACCUUUAUUGGCUGGAAGUGUAUUCUUAGAGAUUUAGAUUAAACUGGGAAUCUUUAUCCUGGUGUUUUAUGUAUUUUAUGUGUAAGAAUUUAAAUAUCUGGAGACAGUUUGUUAAUCGAAGCAAUCACUUAAGGUUUUUCUUAACCAAACCUAUUCUCACUAUCAUAUAAUAUAUGUAUGUGUGUAUUGAUUGAUAGAUUCAAAGAGAAAGUUAUGAAUGAGAAAAAACAGUCUGAAAAUAUUGAUUUAUCAAUUCAACCACAGAAAAAUAUGAAAAAGAAAUCACAACCUCCUGAUAUUUAUGGCAAGAUAUUCUCAACUAGAAAGAAUUUAAUUCAACAUAAAUUAUGUCACUCAGUCACCAAACUUUUUCACUGUGAAGAUUGUGGUAAAAGAUUUACCACAAGGAGUUCUUUAUCGCUCCACAAGCAUAUUCACACAAGAGAGAAACCAUAUCAUUGUGAUAUCUGUGGUAAAGCAUUUUCUCAAAGUGGUGGUUUAUCUUCCCACAAACGAAUCCACACAGGAGAGAAACCAUAUCAUUGUAAUAUCUGUGAUAAAACAUUUUCUCAAAGUUAUGGUUUAUUUUCCCAUAAACGUAUCCACACAGGAGUAAAAUCAUACCACUGUUAUGUUUGUGGUAAAAAAUUUUCACACAGUGGUAGUUUGUCUUCUCACAACUACAUCCACACAGGAGAGAAACCAUACCACUGUGACAUCUGUGGGAAAAGAUUUUCACAAAGUGGUACCUUGUCUUACCACAAACGUACCCACACAGGAGAGAAACCAUACCUCUGUGAUAUCUGUGGUCAAGCAUUCUCUAAAAAUGUAACUUUAUCUAUUCACAAACGCACUCAUACAGGAGAGAAACCAUACCAUUGUGAUGUCUGUGGUAAGACAUUUUCUGACAGAGGCAGUUUAAUUUACCAUAAACCUAUUCACACAGGAAAGAAACCAUACCACUGUGAUAUCUGUGGUAAAACAUUCUCUCAAACUAGUUGUUUGUCUUCCCACAAACGUACCCAUACAGGAGAGAAACCAUAUCACUGUGAUAUAUGUGGUAAAUCUUUCACUAGAAAUUUUAGCUUAUCUGUCCACAAACGUAUCCACACUGGAGAGAAGCCAUACCAAUGUGAUAUUUGUGGUAUAACGUUCUGUCACAGGGGUAGUUUGUUUUACCAUAAACAAACUAUUCACACUGGAGAAAGACCGCACCACUGCAACAUUUGUGGUAAAACAUUUUCUGUUAGUGCUUGUUUGUCUUCCCACAUACGUAGCCAUGCAGGAGAGAAACCAUAUCACUGUGAUAUUUGUGGUAAAACAUUUUCUCAAAGUUGUAGUUUGUCCUCCCACAAACGUAUCCAUACAGGAGAGAAACCAUAUCACUGUGAUAUCUGUGGUAAAAUGUUCACUAAAAAUGGUAAUUUAUCUCUCCACAAACGUAUUCAUACUGGAGAGAAACCAUACCACUGUGAUAUCUGUGAUAAAAGAUUUUCAUACAGUGAUAAUUUAUCUGUUCAUAAACAUAUUCAUACAGCAGAGAAACCCUACCAUUGUGAUAUAUGUAGUAAAACAUUCACUCAAAAGGCUCAUUUAUCUGCUCACAAACGCAGCCAUACAGGAGAAAAACCAUAUCACUGUGAUGUAUGUGGUAAAACAUACUCUAGGAAUUAUAAUUUAACUAUCCACAAACAUAUCCAUGCAGGUGAGAAACUAGAUGAGUGUGAUCAGAAUGAACCAUAAAAUGCUAAUGUAUGAUGGUCAUUAAGCAAAACAGCAAUGUGAACUAGUGACUUAUCGUUUAUAACUUUUUCGUGACUGAAAUAAAUAAUAGAAAACACUUAUUUAAAUUAUAAGAUAUGUAUUUUUCCAUACUGAUAUAGGUUUACACUAUAAGCAUCAUCAUACUUGACUGACUGUCUUGAAUAAUUCAUUUUGUCAAGAGUACCUUCUACCAUCAGCUCAACCCUCUUUUCUAUCCAGCAGAUGUUAUCCUGGUAUGAUAUACAAUGUCUAAACCAGUGUUGUCAUCUUUCUUGCAUUCAUUGCCAAACACCUUUAAUACACAGUCACUUUUCCAGAUCAUUUGUGCUCUGCCUCUCAUGAAAGAUAACAUACACAUUCAACAGAUUGUAUUCAGCUGAUUUUCUUAAUGUGCCUCAGUUCUACAUUCAGAACCUGUGUCUCACUGCCAUACUUUACAAUUCUUACACAUUCAUCAUACAGUCUGUAUUUUGUACAAAGAAGGAAAUCCCUUAUUAUCAAAAGAUGUAAUAGCUCCUUGAACUUCUUCCAUCCCUUUCUUAUUCCUACUACUUGUACAUACAUUUCACUCUACUUCAUUCCUUAUGCCUACAUUUCAUUAUUCCUAGGUUGUCAGAAAUACUACAUUUCUAACAACUCCAUUCGUAUAUAUUCAGUAAGCAUAAUUUCCCUUAUGGCACUGGGAUUUUCUUUUUUCUUGUACUUCGAUUUUUGCCUUCGGAUUAUACACUAUUCUUCCUGAUCUUUGUACUGCAAACCUUUCAUAAAUGAAAUAAAUUUACUGAAACAAUAAAGAA
Octopus bimaculoides (California two-spot octopus) is the source of this 3979-nucleotide messenger RNA. RefSeq lists its product as uncharacterized. The record is from RefSeq and is a predicted model, not a curated record. NCBI's taxonomy places the organism in Eukaryota, Metazoa, Mollusca, Cephalopoda, Octopoda, Octopodidae. Gene Ontology annotation, molecular function: RNA polymerase II cis-regulatory region sequence-specific DNA binding; DNA-binding transcription factor activity, RNA polymerase II-specific. Gene Ontology annotation, biological process: regulation of transcription by RNA polymerase II.